Messenger RNA from Nothoprocta perdicaria, 3804 nucleotides. It is a transcript of the gene GFM1, whose product is annotated as G elongation factor mitochondrial 1. The coding region runs from base 1 to 2223 and encodes 740 amino acids. NCBI's taxonomy places the organism in Eukaryota, Metazoa, Chordata, Aves, Tinamiformes, Tinamidae. Gene Ontology annotation, cellular component: mitochondrion. The record is from RefSeq and is a predicted model, not a curated record. Gene Ontology annotation, biological process: mitochondrial translational elongation. Gene Ontology annotation, molecular function: GTP binding; GTPase activity; translation elongation factor activity. The transcript has 18 exons.
AUGUUCGCGCUGCUGCUGCUGCGGGCGGCGCGGGGCCGCCGGGGACAGCUCCUCCCCGGCGCCUGCUGCCGCCGCUGCUCCUCGGCGGUGCUCCCCAACGAGAGGAUCCGCAACAUCGGCAUCUCGGCGCACAUCGACUCCGGCAAAACCACGCUCACUGAACGCAUCCUCUUCUACACCGGCAGGAUCGCCCAGAUGCACGAGGUGAAAGGUAAAGAUGGAGUUGGAGCCAUCAUGGACUCCAUGGAACUGGAGCGGCAGCGCGGCAUCACCAUCCAGUCUGCAGCCACGUAUACCAUGUGGAAGGACACCAACAUCAACAUCAUCGACACGCCAGGACAUGUGGACUUCACGAUUGAAGUGGAAAGAUCCUUGCGGGUUCUUGAUGGUGCCGUUCUGGUGCUCUGUGCUGUUGGAGGAGUACAGUGCCAGACAAUAACGGUGAACAGGCAAAUGAAGCGCUACAGCGUGCCCUUCGUGACUUUCAUCAAUAAGCUGGACAGGCUGGGCUCUAGUCCAAACAGAGCAGUGCAGCAGUUGAGAUCCAAGUUAAAUCACAAUGCGGCUUUUGUUCAGAUUCCAAUUGGGCUGGAGGGGAACUUUAAAGGAAUUAUAGAUCUUAUUGAAGAAAGAGCCAUAUAUUUUGAUGGUGCACUUGGGCAGACUGUUCGAUACGAUGAAAUCCCAGCUGAAUUCAGGGCAGAGGCUGCAGAAAGACGACGGGAGUUGAUUGAAUGUGUGGCAAACUCAGACGAUCAGCUUGGGGAGCUCUUUUUGGAAGAAAAGAUUCCUACAGCUGCUGAUUUAAAGCUUGCAAUCAGAAGAGCAACACUGAAAAGGUCCUUCACCCCUGUGCUUGUGGGAAGUGCUCUGAAGAACAAGGGAGUGCAACCACUGCUGGAUGCUGUCCUAGAAUACCUGCCAAAUCCCUCGGAAGUUGAGAACUACGCUAUUCUUAACAAGGAGGAUUCUGAAGACAAAACCAAGUUCCUAUUGAACUCUGCUCGAGACAAUUCCAAACCUUUUAUAGGCCUUGCUUUUAAGCUGGAGGCAGGCCGUUUUGGGCAGUUAACUUAUGUUCGAGUUUACCAGGGAAUGCUGAAGAAAACGGACUAUAUUUAUAACACUAGAACAGGGAAGAGAGUGCGUGUGCAAAGGCUCGUGCGUAUGCAUUCCGACAACAUGGAGGAUGUAAAUGAAGCUUAUGCAGGAGACAUAUGUGCACUGUUUGGAAUUGAUUGUGCUAGCGGGGACACGUUCACUGAUAAAACUAGCACUGACAUUUCCAUGGAAUCAAUUCAUGUCCCUGAUCCUGUUGUUUCAGUGGCCAUCAAGCCUUCCAACAAGAAUGACUUUGAUAAAUUUUCGAAAGGCCUGAACCGCUUUACAAGAGAAGAUCCCACCUUUAGAGUCCAUUUUGAUGAUGAGAGCAAAGAGACCAUUGUUUCUGGAAUGGGAGAACUGCACCUGGAAAUCUAUGCUCAGCGAAUGGAAAGAGAAUAUGGUUGUCCUUGCACUGUGGGAAAGCCAAAAGUCGCCUUUAGAGAGAACAUCUCUGCACCUGUGGAGUUUGAAUUUACGCACAAGAAACAGAGCGGUGGGGCAGGCCAAUAUGGCAAAGUCAUCGGGGUGCUUGAGCCUCUGGAUCCAGAGGACUACACAAAGCUGGAAUUCGAGGACAGAACCAUUGGCACAAAUAUCCCCAAACAGUUUGUGCCUGCUGUUGAGAAGGGAUUCCGAGAUGCCUGUGAAAAAGGUCCAGUGUCGGGGUACAGGAUAUCUGGAGUCCGGUUUGUCCUGGAAGAUGGUGCCCAUCACAUGGUGGAUUCUAAUGAAAUCUCCUUCAUCAGAGCAGGAGAAGGAGCUCUAAAGCAAGCUAUGGAAAAUGCUUCUGUGCGUAUUCUUGAACCCGUUAUGGCAGUGGAGGUGAUGGCACCCACUGAGUUUCAGGGAGCGGUAAUAGCCGGCAUUAACCGCCGCCACGGAGUGAUCACAGGACAAGAUGGCACCGAGGAUUACUUCACUCUCUAUGCUGAGGUGCCACUGAAUGAUAUGUUUGGAUACGCCACCGAGCUGAGGUCUUGUACUGAGGGAAAAGGUGAAUAUACCAUGGAAUACUGUAAAUACCACCCAUGUUUGCCCAGUACCCAGGAAGAAAUAAUAAAUAAACACCUUGAGGCCACGGGGCGACUUCCCGCGAAAAAGGGCAAAGCCAAGAGCUGACUUCCUUCUUCUGGAGCACAUGGAACAGUUUAUUGCAAUUUUCUGUGAGAACUCAGUUGCUCAAGUGAUAGAAGAGACUGAGGGUGGAUGGAUAAAUACAGACUGCAGUGGGACUUCAUUACAUCCUAGUGCCCUUCUUUUACGGUAUUCUCAGAAGUCACCAGGAGAUUACAGCUGAAUUGUUCACUUGUAGAUGCCACUCAUUAACAAAAUACAUAAAUAUGAUAACAUUGACAAUAAUUUGUCUUGAACUUUGUCUCGACGGUUUGUAUUAAAAUAGUUUUAUUUUUUUACUUGAUAAAAUAUUGUUGUGCAACUAGGCUAGUCACUGUUUCUCUACUUUUGAAAAACUAAAAAUCCUAACAUUUAGGAGGCUAGAUGUUAGCUGCCAAUAUGGUGAAUAUUUUUCAUUUAAGUGUUCCAAAAAGAUCCUUUGGUGUUGCAGUUCACUGCAGCAUACAGUCUAGGAAAAAAAUAUGCUAAUAUUUUCUUCUCAUGUCAUAGAGAAAAGAUAGCACUUUUCUCAUCUCAUAGAGGAAAGAUAGUACUUUUUAAUGUUACUACUAAAAGAUCCACUGUGCAUUUUCCUUGUGUGCCCUUUCUUCUUGACUUUCUCUGCUUGCAGCAUUUUUGCAGACUUCCAGUAAACAGGGAAUGAAGUUCCAGUUCAAAACCAACUGCAUUCCUGGCACAGGAUUGUGCUUGAUGUUUACCAGACACAGAACUAUAAUGGCUGGGCUUUUUUUUUGGCUCAGUCCUCACAGAAAGGCAGUGAAAAUUACACAUUUUAAGCUUAAAGUAAGUACAGUGUCAGAGAUUUGUCAGGGGCAUGUAGAUACUAACUAAACACGGGCAUAUGUUUGUGUAUGAAUACGAUGUUGCUUGGGGCCAAAUCCUUCUUGUUUCCCUUACAUCUGUAGCAUUAUUUUGUGAAAAAAAAAUGCAUCUGGAACUAAUUUUAAGGAAAACCCUACAGGUUCUCUGUCGUUUAGGGAUUUUCUUAAGCAAACAAACAUUCCUCUACCUUUGCCAAAAUUCGGAGAAGACUUAUAAAAGCAGUAUGAAUGCAAUUACAAAGAAAAAAAAUAGAGCAGUUAUUUUGGUUGUAUUUUUGGCUUUUAUGUUUUGCUUAUUAGAGGUCAGUCAUGAUGUGAAGCCUUGGCUCUGGUUCUGCCAGAUGUGUGUUGCUGCUGCUUGAAUCUAACGGAGACAAUGAGACCGCGCUCGGGGCAGUGCAGCGCAGGGGCGGCUGCACCACAGUGGGGUCUGCUCUACGUAAUGACCAGAGCUCUCUUCUCUCGUGGGUAUAAAAUAAUGUUUACCUUUAUUAACAAUUUAACAAUGGCAACUGAAUUUUGCCUCAGUAAAAACUGCAUAGAUAAUUUCAGGUUUUGUUCUACUGACUGAAAUCUUGGCCCUAAAGACUUUGAUGGAAACUUGGCCAUUCAAUUCCAACCAACUGGGACUUUUCCAGAAGUUAGGAUUGUGCAGUUUCUUAAAUGAGAUAGAACUUGUGCUGCUUACUCGAGGUCAAAGUUGCACUGGUUUGUCAAGCUGGAAACAAACGAUUCUCUGUUCUGG